Trichogramma pretiosum is the source of this 2859-nucleotide messenger RNA. RefSeq names its product exonuclease 1 (gene tos). The transcript has 10 exons. Gene Ontology annotation, molecular function: 5'-flap endonuclease activity; DNA binding; metal ion binding. Gene Ontology annotation, biological process: DNA recombination; mismatch repair. NCBI's taxonomy places the organism in Eukaryota, Metazoa, Arthropoda, Insecta, Hymenoptera, Trichogrammatidae. Bases 357 to 2606 code for a protein of 749 amino acids. Gene Ontology annotation, cellular component: nucleus. The record is from RefSeq and is a predicted model, not a curated record.
GUGUCCUUUCGCGCGGUUUUUCGUGGAUUAUUUUUCAUUGUCAUAUCACUCACAUCCCAGUUUACAAAUGCUUUGACUGAAUCAAGCGCACACCGGCACGAACGUGCUGUUAAUAUCAAGUGUAGGGCCGUAACGUAAUCCGCGUGAAUACACAUUCACACUUUGUUUACUUAUCUAGAAUCUAUGUUACACGACAAAAUAUCAGUCGUCUGUUUACAGAAUGGUUUUUCUUUUUGCCACUUUUUGUGUCAUAAGCUAAAUAAAAAAAGCUUUUGAUCAAUUUCUAAUAAGCCCUGGUGUAAAGCAGUUUUAAUUUUCUUGCAAAACAUACCUCGUUACAUACCUACUCAUAAAAGAUGGGUAUUACUGGUUUAAUUCCAUUUUUGGAAAAAUCAUCUCGAAAAACUAAUAUUUCAGAAUUUUCUGGUGGUACGGUUGCUAUUGAUACUUAUUGUUGGUUGCACAAAGGUGCUUUCUCUUGUGCUGAUAAAAUUAUCAUGGGACAAGCUACUGAUGCAUAUGUCAAGUAUUGUAUGAAAUUUGUUAAUAUGUUACUGGGACACAACAUCAAGCCUAUAUUAGUAUUUGAUGGAAGACACUUACCUGCCAAAGCAGAUACUGAAGUAAAACGACGAGAAAAUAGACAAGCUAAUCGUAAAAGAGCUGCAGAAUUAAUCAAAAUGGGAAAAACUAAUGAAGGAAGAAAUCUUCUUCGAAGGUCUCUUGAUGUAAGUCAUAAAAUGGCUUUGGAAGUAAUAAAAGUUUGUCAGGCACAGAAUGUUGACUGUAUAGUAGCCCCAUAUGAGGCAGAUGCUCAACUUGCCUAUCUUAAUAUCUCUGGAAUAGCUGAUGUUAUCAUCACAGAAGACAGUGACCUAACACUUUUUGGAUGCAAAAAAAUUUUUUUCAAAAUGGAUCUUUAUGGACAUGGGGUUUUAGUGGAGCAAGAACGUCUUCAUUUGGCAAUGGGUUUAACACCCCCAAAUUUCAGUAUUGAUAAAUUUCGUUACAUGUGUAUUUUAUCUGGUUGUGAUUACUUGGCAUCUUUACCUGGUAUUGGAUUAAACAAAGCUUGCAAAUUUAUUGUUAAAAAUACAGAUAAUAACAUUUACAAUGCACUAUUGCGACUUUCCUCCAGCCUUAACAUGAAACAGUUGGUUGUGACACAAGAAUAUCGCGACGGAUUCAUGCGGGCUCUUGUAACGUUUAAACAUCAACUAGUAUUUUGUCCAAUUAGACGAAAACAAGUUCGUUUAUAUGAACCAACUUCUGAAGUUACAACAGAACAACUCGUCCACGCUGGUAGCGAAGUAGACCCUGACAUGGCGUAUCAAUUGGCUCUAGGAAAUCUCGACCCAUUUUCAUUUAAAAAAAUGCAUGAUUUUGAUCCCAGUUUUCUUCGAUCCAGAAAAACAAAUGCUUGGAGUGAUCUUAUGAUUGCAGAACACCCUAGUAUCUGGUCGAAAGAAUAUAAAAUUAAACAAAACAAAGAAAGUCAAUCAAUUGCUCCAGAAAAAAAAGAAAAUUAUUUACCAGCGGUCAUUAAAAGUAGUAAAGGAAAAGUAGGCGUUAUCAAAACUGAUUUCCUGAAAAAAGAAAUAACGCCUCGAAAAAGAACAUAUGAAGAAGCUGAAAUGGAUACGGAUAUGGAUGAUAUUAUCAAUUUGUACAAAGAAACAGCUCGAGAAAAAACGCCUCCGAGAUCAACUAGCACUGCUUCUAUGAAAUCUCCAGUAAACAAAGCAUCGAACAAACAAAGUGAAUCUGCUGCAUCACCGGUUCUCACUCAACGCCGUCGAUCUAAUCCUUUCCGUCGGACGUCCCUCAAACUACCGGAAAGGUGCCGUCUGCGACCUACCGUAAUUGAUAGUUCAGCCAUUCAAUGCAGUAAAUUUUUUGCCCUCAAAAAAGUCGAAAAUGACGCUACCGAAUCGAUGGCAGUUAACGUAGACGAUAAUGAUUUAAAAAAUAAUGUGAAAACUAUGGUUGAGAAUCAAAAGCAAAUGAUCAUACCAGAAACCGAAGAUGUUGAAAUCGAUAUUCCUCCAGUUAAUCCAUUGGAGAGGAGUGUACUAGUUGAAGAUACGCAAGACAUUAGUCCUUUGCUCAAUGAAUGUAAAAAGAAAAAUAUGAAAACAGCUGCAUUUAUACCAGAAACACAAAAUCUUGACAUUUCCAUGGCUUAUCAAGAAGAUAACUGUCACAUUAUACCGGAAACAGAAUGUUUUGAUAGUACACCUAAUAACGCUCCAAACGAGUUGCAUCGCCAAGACAGUGGUUACAAAUCAUUAGAUAUGAGCGUUGAUGAAGAUAAGUCCCAACGGGUACUUGACGAUGCCCUCAUGGAAUCUCAACCAGGACUGAAAGAAGACGACGAGGAUGACGAACUAAUGGUUCUUCGCAUAGUACCACAAGUCUUUGCAGAAGAACGUUCCAGUAUGUUUGCCCAUAAUAGCCCUUUGAAAAAACCUAAAAACAGUCAAAAUUCGUCUGGUUGGAUACAUUCAGGGCAGCAAAAAUCUUGGAAACAAAACUUGAUUAAGACUAAGAAGGAAAAACCGGUUCUUCGAGGACAACAAAGUUUAUUCAACUAUUUUUCCCGAUAAAAUGUUAUUUUUCCUUUUAAAUUAGUUAGUUAAUUGAUUUUCAAAGAGAUUUACUCGAUGGAGAUUAUUUUAUCACGUUUUUAGUUUAUAUGAUAAAUAUAUAAACUUAAGUUUUGGUAAACAGUAUUAUGUUAAAAAAAAGACGUACCUCUACUGGAUAGGGUGAAAAAUACAAACUUUUUGUUAAUUAAGAUUUGUAGCAUAAGAUGUAAUAAGUAUACAUCAUUCUAAAAAUAGCAUUAAAACUGCCAAU